AUGAAGUUAGAUUUAUCCCAUAUGAGAUAUAUGACAGGCGAUGACUUUAAAGUCUUACAAGCCGUUGAACAAGGUUCAAAAAAUCAUGAGGUUGUUCCUACAACUUUGAUCCACCAAUUGUCUGGUAUGAGAAGUAUGUCAGGUACUAAUAGAUCUAUUAGUGACUUGGCUAAAUUGAAAUUGAUCUCAAAACUGAGAAAUGCUAAAUAUGAUGGUUAUCGUCUAACCUAUAACGGCAUAGAUUAUUUAGCACUACAUUCCAUGUUAAACAGAGAUACCGUUUAUUCUAUCGGUGGAUCUAUUGGUGUUGGUAAGGAAUCUGAUAUUUAUAAAGUUUCCGAUAAGAAUGGUGUUGAGAAAGUAAUGAAGAUGCAUAGACUAGGUAGAACUUCUUUUCAUACCGUAAGAAACAAUAGAGAUUAUUUGAAAAAAAAUUCAAAAAAUGGUGUAAAUUGGAUGGUUCUUUCUGGACUUGCUGCUAACAAAGAAUUCCAGUUCAUUACAAUGUUGUACGCUAAAGGGUUUAAAGUUCCCGAACCUUUUGAUAACUCACGUCAUGUUAUUAUUAUGGAAUUAAUUAAAGGGUACCCAAUGAGAAGACUGAGGAAACAUAGAAAUUUACCAGAGUUAUAUAACAACUUAAUGAAAUUCAUUGUGAAGUUGGGUUGCAGUGGUCUAAUACACUGUGAUUUUAAUGAAUUUAAUAUCAUGAUUAAAGAUGAAUCUGAAAUUGAUCCAAAUGAUCCUACCGAUCUAGGGUUCGUGGUAAUUGAUUUUCCACAAUCCAUAUCUAUUCAACACAAGGACGCCGAAUAUUAUUUCCAAAGAGAUGUGGAUUGUAUUCGUAGGUUUUUUAAAAAGAAGUUAAAAUAUGAGCCAAAGAAUGAUCCAUCAAUGUUGGAUACUGAUGGGUUUGGUGAUGGGUAUAGAUAUGCUUAUCCAGAUUUCCAAAGAGAUAUCAAAAGAACUGAUAACCUUGAUGAAUUGGUUCAAGCCUCUGGUUUUAGUAAAAAACAUCCUGGUGAUAGAGAUUUAGAAGAUGUAAUGGUAGAUAUGAGAAAUACCGAAGAAGGAAUUGAUGAUGAUGGGGAGAAUACCAAUAAAGAUGAUACUGAUAAUGAGGCAGAGAGUGCUACUGAUGUUGAAGAUGUUUCUGAAUAUUAUUAUUCAGAAAGUGAGGAAGAGGUUAGCGAAGAAGAAUAUGAUAGUCAAGAUGAAGAAAACGAAAGAAUCAUCGAAGCUCUUUCAAAUGGUGUAGGAAACUUGAAAAUGGAUAAAAUGGGUAACUACAUACUCGAGGAUUAA
Maudiozyma barnettii is the source of this 1305-nucleotide messenger RNA. It is a transcript of the gene RIO2, whose product is annotated as protein kinase RIO2. Gene Ontology annotation, cellular component: preribosome, small subunit precursor; nucleus; cytosol. Gene Ontology annotation, biological process: maturation of SSU-rRNA; protein phosphorylation. Gene Ontology annotation, molecular function: ATP binding; protein serine/threonine kinase activity. NCBI's taxonomy places the organism in Eukaryota, Fungi, Ascomycota, Saccharomycetes, Saccharomycetales, Saccharomycetaceae. The transcript has a single exon. The record is from RefSeq and is a predicted model, not a curated record. The coding region runs from base 1 to 1305 and encodes 434 amino acids.